Fundulus heteroclitus (mummichog) is the source of this 1645-nucleotide messenger RNA. RefSeq names its product Ras association domain family member 10b (gene rassf10b). The coding region runs from base 229 to 1569 and encodes 446 amino acids. The transcript has a single exon. NCBI's taxonomy places the organism in Eukaryota, Metazoa, Chordata, Actinopteri, Cyprinodontiformes, Fundulidae. The record is from RefSeq and is a predicted model, not a curated record. Gene Ontology annotation, biological process: signal transduction.
UGCGGUCAUGUGAUCUCAGCACGCUUAAACACACACUAAGCGUUUCCCUUGCUGGGCCCAGAGAACACACACACACACGGGAGAAGACAUGGACCUUCCAGACUCCGGCUCCACUUCUCCGAUCCGUCUGGAGGCGCUGCGCGAACGGAUCCUGAUGCGUAUUCUCUCUUAAAUCCGCGGCAGGAAUGCCUUUCCCCCUUCAACUUAAAGAGCUUGACAUACUAAACUAUGGGAUCUGCCACCGAUUCAGAGGAGAGAAAGAUAUCUGUGUGGGUUUGCCGAGAAGAAAAGCUUGUUCUCGGCUUGUCAAAGCGCAACACCUGCGCUGAUGUUGUGAAAGUGCUCCUGGAGGAGCAGUGCGCACAACCCGGACUUUCCACGGCGCAGUCUUACUGCAUCGUGGAGAAAUGGAGGGGCUUCGAGAGAAUUCUGCCGAACAAAACAAAGAUUUUAAAGCUGUGGAUCGCGUGGGGAGACGAGCAGAAAAACGUGAAGUUUGUCCUGGUAAAAGCAGACGCCUCUUUGGAGAACCGCAGGGCCCGGAGCGCAGAGGCGCGCGUGGUGCCGAGCAAACAGAGCCCCUGCGCCACCAAAGGGUCUCCCAGGUCUAACAUGGGCUGCAUCUCACCAGAGAAGCAGCGACGGAUUGUUAGGAAAGCUUUCAGAAAGUUGGAGAAGAUCAACAGAAAGAGGACGCGGGCGGCGCACAGAGAUGCGUCCUGCGCGGAGAAGAUGGAGACUUUGGUUCAUCUCGUUGUGUCUCAGGACCACACGAUCCGCCAGCAGAUUCACAGGAUUACAGAACUGGACGCAGAGAUCGACACCUGUGAGGCAAAGGUGCACCUUGACAGAAUGAAGAGACACGGGGUCAACUACGUGCAGAACACCUAUCUGAUGGGAGCAACUUCGGUCUCAGCGCAGGAAGGAAAGGAACUUUACCCGAAAGAGACUUUUGCGAAACUUGAAGAGUAUGUUUGGCAGUGCGAGCAGGUGCUGAAGCUACAAGAAGAGCUUUGGGAGCAGGAGGCUCUCGUUGAUACAUUCACAGCACACAUUCAGGAGGAGUUGAAUCUUCGCUGGAUGCAGCGCAGGAAAAGGGAGUUACGCAGCAAAUGCUCCCCAUCCCGCUCCUCCCCCUCCUCCUCCUGCUCUCAGGCAGACUCAGCAUCACAAGUCGAGCAGUUUAUGGAGGAGGAGAGGAUCAAAACGCAGCUUGAUGCGAGUUUGUACAUCGGUCUGCGACUCAACGCGGAUUUAGAGGCUAUUAGGGGGGAUUUAGAGCUGGCCCAGCAGAUUGGCACGGCCAGGGAAAAGGAAAUGAGGGAUUUGCUGGAGAAAGUGAACAGUUUGGACAUGGAGGAGGGGGGCGCCGGUGAAGAAAUGCGCAGCCAUGGGACUGACGACAAGGAGACCAUGACUGACAAUAUGGAAGGGGGAAGCGAGUGGGUGGAGCAAGCCAGGGGUCUGUCUAAAAACGAAAACGUGAACGAUGACGACUCAGAUACUGGCUUAAGUUCUCUGCACAGCCAGGACUCAGACGGCCUCCCUGUGUGGGAAUCACUGGUCUGACAUUUCACAAGAAAACUAAGUUACACUUACAAGAAAAGACAUUGUGCUCACUGCGACUGGUAAAAAAAAAAAAAAA